CCCCUCAUACCGACCCCCACCGGCUGGCACCAGAACUUUUCCGCAUCACAUACUCUUAAAUCACAUGCCUACCUUUUCUAUAUAAUCUUCAAUAAAACCCUUCCAUGUUACCCUUGACCUAAUCGACCGACUGCAUCUCUCUCUCUCUCUCUCUCUAAGGUGCGUUUCUUUGUCUCUGCAACUACUGCUGCAACUUGCUCUUUUCAUCUACUGCCGAGUUUCUGAGCAAAGAGGAUCUGAGGAUGGAGGGCGCUAUGUUUCUGAAGGUUGCCAUUAUGAUUCUAAUGACCGGUUCAGCGGCCUAUGGUGCAACAAAACCUCCCUCUCCAUCCCCUGCUCCUGCCCCUGCUCCCUUUUCUGUGAACCUUACAGACCUGCUCACUGUCACUGGUCCAUACCACCAGUUUCUAAGCUAUCUUGAAUCCACCAAAGUGAUUGAGACCUUGCAACACCAAGCAAAUGACAGUCACCAGGGAGUUACAAUCUUUGUCCCUACUGAUGAUGCAUUCUCCUCCCUUAAAAAACCUUCUCUUUCAAACCUCACACAGGAUCAGCUUAAAAACUUGCUUCUUUUUCAUUCACUGCCCAAAUUCUAUAGCCUGGCCGACUUCCGUAACCUGAGCAAACUUAGCCCUGUUGCCACAUUUGCAGGAGGACCAUUUACUCUGAAUUUCACAGAUGACUCUGGCACCAUUCACGUCUACAGCGGCUGGACUACCACCAAGAUUGGCAGCGCCGUUCUGUCGACCUACCCGGUUGCUGUAUACCAAGUUGGUGGAGUGCUGUUGCCUGAGGCAAUCUUUGGCGCCGCCCCUCCUCCAGCGCCCGCGCCUGCUCCAGCUCCAGACACUAAUGUAUCAGAUAUCUCCCCUUCGUCGUCGGUGUCUUCUACAAAUGGUUCUCCAAAUUCAUCCCCUGCAACUACCUCACCCUCGGCAGCACCUACAUCUAGGCUUGUGGGCGGUGGAGUCUUGCUUUCUUCCCUUCUGGUGAUUAGCGGCAUUACUGCUUUGUUGUAAGAAAGGAAGCGUACUGUGCCUGGUUAACUUUAUACAUAGAGCUCAUGGUGUGAACUCGAUUCUUUUUAUCCAUGUACCCUCAUCUGUUGUGGAUCUGCGUGAUAUGAAUUGAUUUUUUGGUUUGAUUUAAGAAGUAGUACUUUGGAUGGUUUUUUUGUUAA
Molecule: messenger RNA, 1180 nt
Organism: Nymphaea colorata (pocket water lily)
Lineage: Eukaryota; Viridiplantae; Streptophyta; Magnoliopsida; Nymphaeales; Nymphaeaceae
Product: fasciclin-like arabinogalactan protein 7
Exons: 2
Coding region: 243-1019 (258 amino acids)
Source: RefSeq, a predicted model, not a curated record